Suricata suricatta (meerkat) is the source of this 885-nucleotide messenger RNA. RefSeq names its product UDP-glucuronosyltransferase 1-6-like. The coding region runs from base 1 to 885 and encodes 294 amino acids. Lineage: Eukaryota; Metazoa; Chordata; Mammalia; Carnivora; Herpestidae. The record is from RefSeq and is a predicted model, not a curated record. The transcript has a single exon. Gene Ontology annotation, molecular function: UDP-glycosyltransferase activity.
AUGGCCUGCCUCCACCAUGCGUUUCAGAAAGUUUCUGCAGGGGUUUUCCUCUUAGUGCUUUGGGGUGAGGUUGUAGGUGACAAGCUGCUGGUGGUGCCUCAGGACGGAAGCCACUGGCUCAGUAUGAAGGAGAUAGUUGAGCUCCUCAGUGAGAAGGGACAUGACAUUGUAGUGCUGGUGCCCGAGGUCAAUCUGCUUCUGAAGGAAUCCAAACACUACACGAGAAAAAUCUACCCAGUGCCAUUUGACCAGGAGGAGCUGCAGACCCGUUUCCGAUCUUUUGGAAAUAACCACUUUGCGAAGAGAGGGCUCCUGAGCGCCGCUCCGAUGGAGUACAGGAAUAACAUGAUUGUUAUUGACAUGUUCUUCAUCAGCUGCCAGAGCCUUCUGGGGGACUCCGCCACCCUGCGUUUCCUCCGGGAGAGCAAGUUCGACGCCCUCUUCACAGACCCAGCUCUGCCCUGUGGGGUGAUCUUGGCGGAGUACCUGGGCCUGCCCUCCGUGUAUCUCUUCAGGGGCUUCCCAUGCUCCCUGGAGCACGCAAUCAGCAGGAGCCCAAACCCUGUGUCCUACAUUCCCAGAUGCUACACUCAGUUCUCAGACCGGAUGACCUUCCCCCAACGGGUGGCCAACUACCUUGUUAAUUACUUGGAAACCUACAUAUUCUACCUUCUGUAUUCAAAAUAUGAAGACCUCGCAUCCAGUAUCCUCAAGAGAGAUGUGGACUUACCCACCUUGUAUCGGAAGGGUUCCAUUUGGCUGUUAAGAUAUGACUUUGUGUUCGAGUAUCCCAGACCAGUCAUGCCCAACAUGGUUUUCAUUGGAGGGACCAACUGCAAAGAAAAGGGAGUCCUGUCUCAGGUUGGUGGUUUUGUUUCUCUUUGA